Molecule: messenger RNA, 3111 nt
Organism: Austrofundulus limnaeus
Lineage: Eukaryota; Metazoa; Chordata; Actinopteri; Cyprinodontiformes; Rivulidae
Gene: glcci1b
Product: glucocorticoid induced 1b
Exons: 9
Coding region: 251-1654 (467 amino acids)
Biological process (GO): podocyte development
Cellular component (GO): cytoplasm
Source: RefSeq, a predicted model, not a curated record
AGACAUCAACCACUAGUCUGCCUGACAAACUGUCAAGUGAGUGGAACAGGAUGGGGAAGACACAAGAGCUGCGAAACGCGAAUUAAUUUGUAAAAAGUAGUAACAAAAACAACUUUAAAGUUACCCAUGUCAUGGUUGGAGUUUACAACGGCUUGUAUUAGUGUCUCUCACCUCCAGAGAAGMAGCAGCAGACUGGGCGGCACGACGUGUUUUCCACCGAGAUAAGACUCGACGCAGCCCGUUUCGCAGGAUGUCAACCCCGGGCAGCAACUCUCUCCAGCAGCCGAGAGUGAGGCGCAGCAACGCGGGUUCUCCGGGUUCGUUCAGCGGCAGCGGCUGCCGCUUGCACCCCAUCCGGGCCACCGUGCCCUACCAGCUCCUGCGCGGGGGUCCGAGCAGUCCGACCCGGGCUCAAACCCUGUACGCCGGAGCCAGCCGGGUCUCGACCAGCCCCCCAUCCAGUCCGCCUCUCAGUUCAGGAAGUGUAAAGCAAAGACUGUCCCCUGAAAGCAAGGAGUCGUCCUGCCCCCCAGACUCUCCUGUUUCCAGAGCAGAAAGGUCCAAGCUGCAAGUGAGAAGUUCUAGUGCCAUCCGAAGGGCGUCUUCGUUGGACGCCAUCACAGGACCCUACCUGACGGGCCAGUGGCCUCGAGACUCCCAUGGACCCUACCCCUCCUGUAUGAAAGACAAAUCCACACAGACGCCGGGUGUUUGGAGUGACGAAGGAUCAGAUCUGGGGAGUCCUCACCAGCGUUCCGCCUCGUGGGGGAGUGCGGACCACCUGAAAGAGCAGAUUGCCAAACUGAGGCUGCAGCUGCAGCGCAGCAAACAGGUGACCCGGCAGACCAAAGACCGGGACCAGGUCUCACUGCAGCUGCCGCAGCCGGCACAGCACGCCGCUACCUGCCAACCACAGCACAAGGGAACUUCGAGUCUGAUGACAACCCCGCUGACUAAAUCCCUCAUAUGUCGAGUGCCAAGCAGUGUUGAAGCCAUCAACCGUGAGCUGGAAAACGUCUUCAUCAGAGACGACUGGGAGCACGGCAUGCAGGCCAUGGAGGUGGCGGAUGGCCGCCGCGCUCCGUUCCCCCCUCAUCGCCACAGCGGGGACACGCGUGACACGGACACUCAGGCCCCUUCGAGCGGCGAAUCAAGCCCGUCUCCACGCCCCUGCAGCACCGACCACCUCCACUCCCCAGAUGGAAGUCCCUGUUCUACAGAUGAAAUCGAUAAAGACAGUGUGUGCAGCUCUCCUCUACCCAAGUUCGCCACUUCUCCCAAACCCAACAACAGCUACAUGUUCAAACGGGAACCACCAGAGGGAUGCGAGAAGGUCAAAGUGUUCGAGGAGUUUGUGUCUGGCACCUCGAAAGGCUUCCCUCUGUUCUCCUGCCCCGACAAAAACAAGGUGAACUUCAUCCCCCGAGGCUCCGCCUUCUGCCCCGUCAAACUCCUCUGCUCCUCCCUCUUCUCCCCCAUCUCCUCAGUCAGCGGCGGCCUGGGCCCCCAGCUCACCGUCACGCCGGUACCCGCCUCCUUUCCGGCCUUCGCCGACCCGAGCGGCGACGUGACGUCAAACGGUGGCACGGACAGCCCGAACUCUGAGGCCGACGUGGGGAGGGACGGCGCGGCACACGUGCUCCUCACCAGCUAGUCCUCAGGUAUUCAGGACCAAACCGUCUACAAACGAAGCGCCGCAGCUCUCAGGUGGUUUGGUUUUAGAAUAAAAAUGAAUAAAGCAAAAAAUAAAAAUACUUGCACUCCGAUAAUCCUAACGUUAGCCAGCAGGGAGCGGCGAGCGCCUGAGGUCUGAAACGACCAGCGCCUCUGAGGAUCAUGGUACCAGCGUCUCUGCUUCACCUCGAGGUCAGCUAACGUUUUACACGUCACACUUGAUGGUUUGGACUUCAGCGACCUCGGGCGCCCCCUCCACCCAUCACUAACCUAGCCUUCUCUGUACCAGGACAGCAGCCUCAGCAGGAAUAUAUUUACUUUUUGUGCAACAGUUAGAGCCGACAGCUCAGAUUAUUCUGCUUAUUGUUGGCGAGAAUCAAAAAAGAAAAAAAACAAGAAAUUAAAAAAAAAACGGUGUUGUGCUCCCGUUAUUUAAUCAGCUCAUCAGCUGCUCUGCGUUCAACAAGCUAAAAAGUGUUUAGAUAUUUGAGUGUCUUAAAGACGGACCACUAAGGCUCACAGGGUUACACAGCUUUUUAAAUAUUUUUACAUAAUGAAUGUAUUUUUUUACCCACGAUCUCUGAGAAAACAGGAGUUUGAGUUAAAGCUCCACCCAUCAGCCUCACGAGGCGAAACCACCGACGUGUGUCAAAAUGCAGGUCCUGCCUCCUCCACGCAAACGUUUACUUGUAAUUUCGUUACGCACAUGCUGAGAAAAAAUGAGAUUGAUUGUGGGUGAGCAGUAGGCGGGGCUUAAAGUUCCUAAAUCUAACACGGCUUCCUUUAAACCGGUUCCUGCUGGCUUUAGUUUUAUUGUAAAACAUGUCGAUCUGCUCACAAACCACUGGGAAGCUGCGCAUAAAAUGCAGAUAAUCACAGACCAAGUGACCAAUCAGGAAGCACCCUGCUCCUUUUUUAAAUGUUUUUAAUUCCCCCCACACUAAACACAGCGAUAUCUCAGGUGUUUUGGAAUGUCCUUGCUGUGACCGUGUUACCUGUCGCCAGUGUUCAGAACCUUCUUUUACUCACGUUUCAGACCGACUGGUUGUAACAUCAGAUGCUAUUUGAUAAACUUCAAUUGUUAGGUGUUUAUAAACUAUCUUAAAAUAUAUAUUUAUAUUGUCACAUGGAUGGCGUCAUAUUAUUUACGCUGCAAAGCAUACUGGGUAAAUGAUGUAAACACGUCAACCCCGUUGGGCUUUUAGCUGUAUCUUUACCCUCAAAAGUUCGUAAUUUUCAUAAAAGAGCCGUAUUACUCAAACGCGGGGUGGGCGGGGUUAAAGUGGACUGUCGGCUGCGGGGGCAGGCAGAACGUGAGGAACUAAUUUCUACUAAUUUCUAAUUUCUAACUUUAUUUAUUGUUUUUUAUUUUACGUCCUACAGACUCUGAGACGUAAAAUAAAUUUGAUGACGUUUAGUAGGUGUUCAAGUUCAACU